AUGAAACGUUUUCUUGCUGCGAUGUGUGUUGUGGGAUCUUUCCUACACGCCGUCAGUAAAUGCACCGUCCAAGAGUCCGAGUUUCAUCUGGACGGAGAUUAUUUAAUCGGUGGACUUUUUGACAUUCACCAGGUCAAUGUACCUCUCUAUCAGGAAAGACCAGAAUCCAUCGAUUGCUCCAGCAAACUUUUCCUUGUUCCUAAUUAUCGGCGGUUUCUGUUGAUGAGAUUCACCGUGGAGGAAAUCAACAACUCCACCAGCCUGCUGCCAAACGUGACUCUUGGCUACGAGAUGUUUGACCACUGCUCAGACACACUGAGCUUUGCAGGAGUGUUUAAACUCAUCUCAGUGAACGAUUUGCUCCGUCCUUGGGAUGAACCGUACCAGAACCUGUCCAAAAUUUUUGCGGUGGUUGGUCCAUUCACAAGCACCCAUACCCUGACUAUUGCUCCACUCUUCAUGGUGGAUCUCAUUCCUAUGGUCAGCUAUGGAUCUUCUGUGUCCAUCUUUUCUGAAAAAUCUAAAUACCCGUCUUUUUUACGAACAGUGCAUCCUAAUGACAACACCCUAAGUGUGAUUGUUAACAUUAUUAAACACUUCAAGUGGCGUUGGGUUGCUUUUCUUAACAGCGAUACCGAUUUUGGAAUCGACGGCCUGGAACUGUUCAGGAAGAGGAUUAUAUCCACUGAAAUCUGUUUGGCUUACAACAAGGGUUUCAAUGAAAACACUGAUUUCUCCCAAAUGUUCCAGCAUAUAGAUGAGCAGAAUAUAAGCAUCAUUGUUGUUUUUGCUCCAAAAGUAUAUGCAGAAGCAGUCAUCGAAGCAGCGAUUCGACUCAAUUUCACAAACAAAGUGUGGAUAGCAGAUGACGGGUGGUCUUUAAACAAACGGCUUCCAAAAUUAAAGGGGAUCAAAAACAUCGGAACUGUGCUCGGAGCGGCGCAGCCCGUGAUAACGCUUCCAGGUUUCAACGACUUUGUCUACUCUGCUAGAAGUCUCACACCUUGUGCUGAUGCAGCCCAGCAGACCUUCUGUAACCAGGUCUGCAACUGCAGCCAACUGCUUGCAGCAGACAUUGUUGCUGUAGAUCCAUCGUUCACUUUUGCUGUUUAUUCGGCUGUUUACGCCGUCGCGCACGCCUUACACAACACCUUAAAGUGCGACACCGGCAGAUGUGAUGAGAGCACUGUAGUGCACCCGUACGUUGUUCUAGAAGAGCUCAGGAAGUCCAAUUUCACCCUGUUAAACCAGAGCGUCCAGUUUGAUGAGGAUGGAAACCCAGACUUUGGAUCCUUUUCGAUAGUCUUUUGGAACCAGAGUGGUGAAGCGCAGGAAGUCGGCUUUCAUCACUACCCAACUGAGUAUUUCUACAUCAACAACUCCUUAAUUCAGUGGCAUGCAAAUGGAGACGUGCCGACUGCCUUGUGUUCCCCAGAAUGUGAAGAAGGACACGCGAAAAAACAAAUCGGAAUCCAGAAAUGCUGCUUCAGCUGCAAAAUCUGUCCUGCUGAAACUUAUGUCAACAUUACAGAAAAUCCGUACAAGUGUAACGCCUGUAAAGAGACGGAGUGGUCUGUGAUGGGAAGUACAUCAUGCAGUCUGCGGCUGGUGGAGUUCGUCCCCCUCACAGACGCUGGAGCCAUAGUGGUCUUCGUCGGGGCCUGGAUAUUUAUCGGCAUAACCCUGGCUGUGUCGGUUCUCUUUGCCGUCAACUACAACACGCCUGUUGUCAGAUCUGCUGGAGGAAUGAUGUGCUUCCUGAUUUUAGUCUGUCUCGGUUUGUGUACUCUUAGCGUGUUCUUUUAUUUUGGAAGGCCCACAACGUUUUCCUGUAUUUUACGCUACAUCCCUUUUCUGUUGUUCUACACUGUGUGUCUUGCAUGUUUUGUUGUGCGCUCUUUUCAAAUUGUUUGCAUUUUUAAAAUAGCCGCCAAGUUCCCCAAACUCCAAACCUGGUGGGCACAAUACCACGGACAAUGGCUGCUCAUCACCGGAGCAUUUACCACUCAGGCCGUGUUGCUGAUCAUCAGCAUGUCCUGUCACCCCCCCAGACCCUUCAACGAAACAUCGUGGUACCAAGACCAAAUUGUACUAAGUUGUGACUUGAACAUUGAAGCAACGUCUUGUUCUCUUGUUUUGCUUGUGUUGUUGUGCUGCCUUUGCUUUAUUUUCUCUUACAUGGGGAAAGACCUGCCGAAAAACUACAACGAGGCUAAAGUGAUAACGUUCUGCCUGCUGCUGCUGAUCCUCACGUGGAUUCUGUUUUCCACCGUGUAUCUGCUUUACCGUGGAAAGUUCAUCCAAACCCUCAAUGCUCUGGCAGUCCUCUCGAGCCUCUACUCUUUUCUGUUGUGGUAUUUCCUCCCGAAAUGUUACAUCAUCGUAUUUCAACCCCACAAAAACACGCAACAGUUUUUUCAAGGGCUCAUUCAAAAUUACACGAAAACCAUUAGCCAGUAG
Messenger RNA from Nematolebias whitei (Rio pearlfish), 2460 nucleotides. Its product is annotated as taste receptor type 1 member 1-like. Gene Ontology annotation, molecular function: G protein-coupled receptor activity. Gene Ontology annotation, biological process: G protein-coupled receptor signaling pathway. Lineage: Eukaryota; Metazoa; Chordata; Actinopteri; Cyprinodontiformes; Rivulidae. Bases 1 to 2460 code for a protein of 819 amino acids. The record is from RefSeq and is a predicted model, not a curated record. Gene Ontology annotation, cellular component: membrane. The transcript has 6 exons.